ACUUUUUAGAUCGAGACAAAGAAAACCCCACACUGGCGAAAGCAAGGUCCUCAUCAAAGUGACCGUUCUGCGCGAUGAAUUAAAUAGUUUCCUCGAAGUGGGGCUUUUUUUUAUAGCGUUGAAAGUGUUGAUCGAACUGAAAUGUGCAAGCACGUCUUAAUUCACCAAAAAAUGAGAAAAGAGUCAGUGCAGAUAAUCUGAGUGAAGGAUGCAGUGAGGAUGCAGACACCAGCAACGCCCUCCAGGAAAAGGCAAGGGCUAUAUAAGUGGGAGGGACGAGAAGUGAGGUUCACUUCUUCCUUCCCGCUGACAAGCGGUGGGCCAGCUCUGUGGCCAGCUCCUUCCGCGACCGCGCGACGCUGCCAUCUCGCUGCAACGCCGGAGCGCGGCUUCUCUGCGGAGGUGGGAAAGGCACGGCAGCUGCUCGCGCUGAGAUGACUGUCAGCGUCCUUCACUGAAUCAGUCUACUUUUUUUUUUUUAAUUGUAUGCCGAGUUUUCUUUUUUUCCCCCUUUUAUCUUUUUCGUCGUUCAAUUGCAAAAAAGCAAAAUAAAAUUUACCUCAUGGAGCCGAACCCCAGCGCUCGCGAGGAGGGGGCGCCGGCCCCGGGUGGCACAAGCCCCGAGGAAGCCGCGGUUCCGAAGCAGGCGGUCACCGACAUGAUGGCACUGUUCACUCGGUUUGGUAAAACACUCCUGUGGCUCAUGCCGAUUUAUCUGACCGGCUACUUCGGGUUGAGUGUGAGUUUUCUGGUUUUCGGACUGAUACUGUGGAUGGGCUGGAAAAUGCGGAGGGAGAGCAAGUGGAACAAACUGAGGGACAGCUUGCACUUCUUGGAGAACGAAGAGACCGUCACCAGGAAAAGGAUAAACAAGAGCCUUCCAGCCUGGAUCAACUUCCAAGAUCUCGAACGUGUAGACUGGUUAAACAAGGUUUUGCAGCAAGCAUGGCCAUUUGUUGGCCAAUACCUGGAGAAGCUGUUGGUAAACUCCAUCGCUCCCAUUAUUCGGAGUUCAAACAAUCACCUACAAACAUUUGCCUUCACCAAAGUCUGCUUUGGAGUGAAGCCUUUGAAGAUUCAUGGAGUACAGGUGCAUGCAGGUGCAGACAAAAGGCAGGUCUUGCUUGACCUGCAUAUCAGUUACAUUGGUGACUGUGAAAUCAAUGUUGAAGUAAAGAAGUAUUUCUGCAAAGCUGGAGUGAAUGGUAUCCAGCUCCAUGGAAUGCUCCGUGUGAUCCUUGAGCCCUUAAUUGGAGACAUGCCAUUGGUGGGAGCAGUGACCUUGUUCUUCAUCCGCCGCCCAGUGCUGGAGAUUAACUGGACAGGACUCACCAACUUCCUGGAUAUUCCAGGGCUGAGUUCAAAGUCUGACACCGUACUUAUGGACACCAUCGCCUCUUUCCUGGUUUUGCCAAACCGGAUUACCUGCCCUCUUGUUUCAGAUCUCCAUGUGGCUGAACUCCGUUCUCCUUUGCCUCGGGGAAUAGUACGGAUUCACCUCAUUGAAGGGGCAAGUCUGGAGUCAAAAGAUACAUAUGUCAAAGGACUCAUCAAAGGAAAAUCUGAUCCAUAUGCAAUUGUACGAGUGGGCACACAGGCAUUCAUGAGCAAGACUGUCAGUGAAACCUUGAAUCCCAAAUGGAAUGAAAUGUAUGAGGUGAUUGUCCACGAAGUUCCUGGUCAGCUGUUGGAAAUUGAAAUGUUUGAUAAAGACCCAGAUCAGGAUGACUUUCUGGGCAGAAUGCAUCUGGAUCUUGGGGAAGUGAUGAAGAACCAAAUUGUGGAUGAGUGGUUCACUCUAAAGGAUGUGGAGAGGGGAAAAGUUCAUCUGAAACUGGAGUGGCUGACCUUGUACUCUGACCCAGCAAAACUGGAGCAGGCACUUCGUGUAAAUAACUCCAUUGUUGCACAGAACAGUGAGGAACCCUCUGCUGCCAUUAUGGUUGUCUAUGUGGACCAAGCACAGGAUCUCCCGCUAAAGCAAGGAACAAGAGAACCGAAUCCUUUGGUACAGGCUUCACUAUUGGACAAAACCUUCGAGAGCAAGACUGUAUAUAACACAAAUGCCCCAGCCUGGGAGGAUGCCUUUACAUUCUUUGUUCAGAAUCCACAGCAACAGGAGCUGGAUAUACAGGUUAAAGAUGAUGACCGUCAGUUGAGUCUGGGAUCCCUGUCCCUGUCUCUGUCACAGAUUCUGAUGAGCCCAAAUAUGACCAUUGAUCAGUGGUUCCCACUAGAACACUCUGGACGUAACAGCCAAAUUUAUUUGAAAAUCAUAAUGCGGGUGCUUGUUCCCGAUGCUGUUGAUCUUGAGAAAAUUCCCAGAGCUCGGAAAUCUACAAUGGACAAAGUACCGGGGUCAUCCAAGCCUGACAAGAUAAAUGCGACUACUUCUAAGUUAGUGGAGGCCUCGGGAUUGGGGGGCCUGAUUCAAGUUCCCUUACCGACUGAAAGCAGUGCUCCCUGCAGUGUGGGGACUGAGGGGGUGAUCCGCAUUCAUUUGUUGGAAGCUGAGAACCUGAUCGCAAAGGACAACUUCAUGAUGGGAAUGGUGAAAGGGAAGUCUGAUCCCUACGUCAAAGUGAGAGCAGGAGCCCAAAGCUUCCGAAGUAGAACUAUUAAAGAAAACCUCAAUCCCAAGUGGCACGAGUUGUACGAGGUGAUUAUAAAUCAAAUUCCUGGUCAGGAGCUUGAGUUUGAGCUCUUUGACAAGGACAUGGAUAAGGAUGAUUUCCUCGGAAGAUUGAAGAUCACCUACAAGGAUAUCAUGAAGAGUAAAUUUAUGGAUGAGUGGUUCAUGCUAAACGAUGUCAAAUCGGGAAAACUUCAUCUGAAGUUGGAAUGGUUGCCACCAAGUAUGGAUUCGAUCAUGUUGGACCAGGUGCUUCAAGCCAACAAGACCAUUUUCACACAGAAUGAGGCGGAACCAUCUGCUGCCAUCUUGUCCGUCUACGUGGACAGAGCACAUGAGCUUCCUCUGAAGAAAGGAAAGAAGCUUCCCAGUGCACUGGCUCAGCUCACUGUCGAUCACACCACAUUUAAAAGUCAGAUUAUUAAUAGCACAGCCAUACCUAUUUGGGAGGAGUCGUUUUCAUUCCUUGUUAGGAAUCCAAAUGCAGAUCGUCUGGAAGUUCAGGUUAAAGAUGACAAUCACACCCUGGGGACUCUUACCAUUCCAAUCACUGAACUGCUGGUCUGCACGAAUCUGACCUUAGAUAAGUGGUUUCAGCUGGAAAAUUCAGGACCCAAUAGCCAAAUUAUGUUGAAGGUUAUUCUUGGGAUCCUAGUUUCUGAGCAUUCCAGCGAGCUUUUCUCAAUUCAGACUCGAGAUCCAACCGGCCACAAGGUGGAAAAUGUGGCAUUCUCAGCUUCAGCGGGUGAUGAGAGUGAACUGAAAGCUGCUUCAUCAUUGGUUAAUGAUCCCAGCAUCCAUUCAGUGGCCUCCUUUACUUCAGAGCAAAAUGCCAACAUUCCAGAGAGCGAGUCAGCAUCAUCUGAACUGGAUCUGCGUCAGAGAAUGAAUCGCAAAAUGGAUGUUUCAGAGUCGCCACAAAUCAAGCUGACACUGCUGUAUAGCAUGCAACAACAAAGACUGCUGCUUGUAGUGCAUUCCUGCAGGAACCUAAGACUCCAUUCCAGGGAGAUCCCGGACCCGUAUAUCUCUCUAAUUCUGCUCCCUGACAAAAAUAAAGUGACAAAGAGAAAAACAAGUGUGAAGAAGAAAACAAUUAAUCCGGAAUAUAAUGAAACAUUUGAGUUUGAAAUAUCGUUGGAGGAAGCAGAGAAGAAAAAGCUGGACCUCACUGUAAAAAACAAUGUUUCCUUUAUGUCCAAAGAGAUUGGAAAGCUCCAUGUUGAUCUUUCACUGCUUGACCUGAGUCAGGAGAUAGUGCAGUGGUUCGAUUUGAAGGAAGAAUAAUAUGAUACUGUUGCCUUAACAAGCCCAUCGUUCAGUUUGGUUUAUGACCAACUAUUUUUAAAUUGUUUUGCUUCCACUGAAGUAUAUUGUGCCGCUUUAAGUAUUAUGUUCAAUUUUUUUUAAAUGGCUUUUAUAUUCAUUGUUCAUGUUUUAGCUUUAAUUCACAAAGAAAUUCCAAAGACUAUAAUCGGAGUAUUAAGUAAGUCACUGCUCAUUCUGUUUACUAUAAUUCUCGUUUGAAAACUGUUAUCAUGAUUCAGCAUUUUAUGUUGCAUAAGGUCAAUUCUAAGGGCACGUGGUUGUGUUUGUCUCUUGGAAACUGUUUAUUUUCUUCUCAGAUCCAUUGGGAUGGAAGUGAACAAUAACAUCCUAUAUGGGAGAUCCUGCUAAGGGUUUUUUUCUCCUAAGGAUUUCAAAACUGCUUGCCAUUUAAUGGAGACUGGGCAGGCUCACCAGAAGGAUAGCUGGUGUGAGAAAUGGGUGACUGGUGCAGAUGAAACAUAUGCAUGUGGGAGUGAGGCAGAACUAACGUGGUAGCUUCAUUAUGGAUCUAAAUUGUGCAAUUCUUGAUAAACAAGUAGUGGAAAGCAGUUUUGUCAACAAGACUUAAAAUAAAAAUUAAGAUAAUCUAAAAUGACAACCUCCAUCGCAUGAAAUGGAAGACAAAAUUCUAUUUUUAAAGUCCAUAAGAUAUAAUACAAGCAUUGUUCAAAAAGAGUUUAAUCACAGAUUAAAUCUGAACAUUAGACCCAUCAUUAUCCUGACGGGGAGAUGUGCUAGUGCUACUUGGGAACAUGUAAACUAGUCUGGCAGGGAGGAGAGACCCAAACAAAUACAGCCUGAUAUAGAUGUUAAUGUGGGUGAAUUUAGUAGAUAGGAAAAGCAAGGAGCGAGGAGGUCAAAACAGCAUUUAUUUCAUUGGAAGAAGCCUGCCGGAUAUGUGGAAUUGUGUUUCCAGGAAAGUAAAAAAAAAAAAAUCCAAUACAGACACCCCUAUUUGUGAGGGGACAAUUUAAGAACUCAGGAACAAGACGGCAGGUGACUGAAGUGCCAUUUUUGGACCAGUGACCAUAAAUCUAUUAACGUAUAAAAUAGUUAUGGGGGAAAAAAACAGGUUUUGAAGGUAUUAGACAGGAACUUGCAGAGUUUGAUUGAGAGAUACUGUUCACUAGUAAAGGGAUGUCUGGCCAGUGGGAAGCUUUUAAAGGUGAGAUGGAGAGAGUUCAGGGACAGCGUGUUUCUCGUGGAGUAAAAGGCAAGGCUGGCUGGUUAAAGGAGCCCUGGUUGAUGAGGGAUAUUGAGGCGCUCAUCACCAAAAUGGAGAUAUAUUUUGGUAUAGGCAGCUGGAAUCAAACAUAUCCCUUAAAAGAAUGUCAGGAUUAUAAGAGUAUAGAGUAAGGGGGAGAAAUCACGAUGACAAAAAGAGAAAGUGUGAGCUCUGACAGACAAGAUCAAGGUACAUUCUAAGAGAUUCUACAGGCAUAUCAAGAGAAUAAGGUCCCUUUAAUUAUCAAAAUUUUCAUAUGCUGAAAUCAAAAGAAUUGUUGGAAACGAGUAGUUACAAAAAGCCUACUCUUUAUAUAUGAAGCCUGGAAGGGGGGGGGGAGGGUUCUGGGGAGACAUCCUCAGCAAUAUAACAGCACUGGUAAUACUGACUGGGCAAAAGUACACUGUAACCCAUCCUACCCACUGUAGUUUGGAUCAAUUUCAACAUCAAUCAAAAAGUGUUCAAAGAUUUUAACAAGUCAGUAAGUAAAAGAACAACAUACUAACAAGCAAAGCUGUGCAGCCACUGGAAAUCAGCAAUUAAAAACUAAAAACAUUGGAAACCCUCAGCUGGUCAGGCAGCAUCUGCGAAAAAAGAGAUAAUGUUUCAGAUCAAAGAUUCUUUACUGGAUCAAAUUAUUAAGAGAAGUGAAAGUAUUCUUUGAUAGGUUUAUUUACCAUUACUAUGUUAUUAACCUGACAAAAUCAGUAAUCUAUUGGAAAUAUGCCUGAAGCCAAGUACUGGGGCUCACCAGAUCAUACACCGGGUCCCAUACCAGGUGAAGUACCAGUGAGCUGUCAAUUCCAUUUAGCUGUCUCAUGCCACUUAUCUAUACUCUCCUUCCCAAAAUCUCAGCAAGCUCAAAGGUUCUGUGGACAGAAUGGAGAGAGGAAAAAGGAAGCAGCAAACACAACCAAGCAGUGGCCAUUUUAUUGUGUAAACAGGAACAUGUAAUAUCUUCCAAAUAGAUCUGGUAAAUAUCUAUUCUUUGGCAAACUUAAGGAUCAAAAACUGAAUGGUGAUCACUUUUCCUCUCACAUCCUAACGUAUUGAAUGGGCUUACUCCAGGUUUGAGGCAGGCAUUCAGAACGCCCAGCUGCUAAUCUGAAAGUUCCAAUUACUCGAGUGGUGGUUAGAAUGCUAGAUGUUGUCUGGAAAAUUAGCCCAAACCAACCCCCGUCCUAAAAAUUAGGCAACAGGCAGCCACUGAUGCAUAAGGAUAGCCAGCAACUGGAAUAUCUUUAUACCUUUAACCAACCAGCCUUUUCUCAAAUUCCAGAAUUUUUCAGUGUUGAUGUGCCUAGACACUUAAUUGUGGGGUGAAAAAGACCAUUGCCCCUUUUUUUAAAUCAGAGCAAUUUGAGAGCCUUUUUCUGGUUAGCUCUUCUAGAAUACCAGUUGAAGUAUUCCAGUAAAAAAGGGGGACUCAGUAAUCCAGGCAUGAGAUUUCUCCGUGGACUUCGAAAUUCGGUUAAAAAAAAAAAUCUGUCUAAAUCUCUGCUAUAAAUGGCUUUCCGCGAGACAGCGAGCCGCUGCGCUGAUGGUUGAGCGCAUGGAAAUCCUCGGAGUCGAUUUUAGCGGAAAGCGUGUAAACGGGUGCGGGCCGACCGUCUUUGCAUGUGCAUCUCUACGGCUAGCGGUCAGCUCCGCACAUGUAGUGUAGUGGUUUUCCUCUGUCCCCUAGGCCUACUGUACCGGGGUUGGGGCGGGGAGCAGAGUUAUGUACACAAACACAACGCUCACAUUGCAUUCAAGAGUCUAUGUCAUAGACACUACUAUGUUCUUUUUUUUAAAUACCCGAUUCAAUCAGGUAAAAUGUGUUAUUGUAAGGUAUAAAAAAAAUUUUUAAUACAGUAUAAAUUAUGGGUAAACAAGCAAGAAAAUUGUGUCAUUUCAAGGUAUAAUUAUCAAAACAUUAUCCACAAUUUUCUGUGUAAAGGAUACUUCUUUCUAAUUAGAGUAAACCAGCAAGGAACAGGUAUCAUGUUACAAGUAGGUGUAAUAUAAAAUAUUUUCAAUAUGACGAGUGUAAACAAGCAAGGAGUUGGUGUCAUUUUAAGGUAUGAUUAUCACAAAUUUUCUGUGUAAAUUAAGUGACAAGCAAGUAAAAUGUGUUAUUUUAAGGUACAAUUUAAAAAUAUAUAUAGUAUAAAUUAAGGGUAAACAGGCAAGACUCAUUUCAAGGUACAAUUAUCAAAAAUUUGAUAAUUGAGAUCCUCAUCUCUCUUCCUCUGUUUUCAGUUUUUUCCUGUCUCAUGCCUGGUAAUUGUUAAAAUAUAUAUAUUUGGGCAGGAGUGAACAUUUUGACAAUUAAAAUAUUUUGAUUGAUAUUCCUCUUUAAAGUCUGCAAGCUACUGUCCCUCCAGUGAAUGAUGGAACCACGGCACGUCCCUGUAAAGACCACUUUACUGUAAAUAAAUUAAAACUGAAGUUGAAAGAUUGAGUUAAUGUCCUCAAGAAUGGGAAUAACCAGAAAAUAACUGUCCUGAUGAUUUCCUUAGCUUAUUCCCAUGGUUUAACCAACUGGUCAGGAACAACAACUUUACAUAUGCCUUGUACUGUAUAUUCACAUCUUACAGCUCACAAAUAUAACAAGUCUAAAUGAAAAUGAAAAUAAACAUGAACAAAUUUCCACAGUGCAAUGUUUUAACAUUAGGUUAGAUACCGACCUAAGUUUUCAGCACUGAAAACGUAUCUCACAUUAUCAAAAUGUCAUAAUAUACGUUUAAAAAUGUGCCCUGUUUCACAUUGUGAUCUCUGCAGCCUGAGCUCUAUUGACAUUCAGUAGUUAUCACAAACCCAAGGACGGAAGUAUUCUAAUUAUGAAACACCCACACGCUUCAGUGCAAUUGGCAGCUUUAGUUCUUAAAUCGUCUGGAUAAUACAUGAAAUGAAAUCAGGAAAAGAUGAGCAUUCAGUCCAUCAAUCAACUCACUUCAUCCACCAUUCAUUCAUUAUUUUGUUAAGGACAACCCAUGUGCCCAUACUCUAUGAAGCACAAAAUUGGUCCCUAAACCUUCACUAAAAAUACCAAAUCAGCUGUUGCUAUCUCUCCCAACUUAAAUUGCUAUCAAUGUAGCUCCUUUUAAAAGUUAAUUAAAUCACCUCCACCAAUUGAGGACAUUGUGCGUGUCCAUUUUUAACUAGUUGUUAAAAAAAAGGGAUUGAGGUUUAAUGGUUAACAAUUUGGAAAUUCUGUAACAUGAAUACAAAAUCUCAGAUAGUAUGUAAAAGCCAUUGGUGUAAUUAUGCAUCCAUGAAACAUCAGUUGAAAUUCAAAGUUCUUAUUUAAUGUUCAGAGGUGCAAUUGCCUUGUAUUCCCACAAGGUGUUGCUACUAUGCUUUCUAAUUACAGACUGAAAUUACCAUGCUUCCAGAUGACAGAUCUGCAUGGCAGGAAGAGGUGGUAUUGCGCUGUUUCUGAAUGCUAAAUAGUAAAUUUGGAUGCAAAUGGAAAGUCAGAAUUAAGCUCUUCCCCCUCAGCCACAUUAUAUCAAAACUAUCAAGCAGAUUUUUCUUUUUUUUUUAACUCCAUUUUAAUUUCAGGAAAAAAACGUGUUAAUAUCCAUUAUGUUUAGAAAAACGAAAUCCCUGUCUCAGUUAAAUUAAUGACACUUUA
Molecule: messenger RNA, 8805 nt
Organism: Amblyraja radiata (thorny skate)
Lineage: Eukaryota; Metazoa; Chordata; Chondrichthyes; Rajiformes; Rajidae
Gene: esyt1a
Product: extended synaptotagmin-like protein 1a
Exons: 31
Coding region: 563-3919 (1118 amino acids)
Biological process (GO): lipid transport
Cellular component (GO): endoplasmic reticulum membrane
Molecular function (GO): phosphatidylinositol binding; calcium ion binding; calcium-dependent phospholipid binding
Source: RefSeq, a predicted model, not a curated record